CGGACGUUUUUUUGAUUGUGAAUGUUGUGCUUUCUAAAAUUUAUCAAGCAAGUUUUUUUAUUCUUAUCUAUAAAUAUUCACAAACUACCGCCACGUCACUUCGGAAGAUAAAUUAUUAAAUAAUAUACUCGUAUGUGCAAUUAGGUUCGCACUGAUAUUAUUAAAUAUUGUCAGUUGCUCAAGUGAAUCCAAUUGAGGAAGUUUAAACUUGUAAAGUAUAGAAUUAAUAUAUUCCCAGAAUUUAUAAAACUCAAUUGAAGCACAUCAGUAAAAAUUAGCUUCGGAACAAAAAUGUCACUCGAUCUCAUUUCACCGAACUUCACAGAAGAGCAUUUGAAUGAAAUCAUCAAAAAGUAUGGAGGAGUUAAGUACACAUCGUGGGCAUUUGAAGGAAAUGCAGGAAAGAAAGGUGAUGGAUACUUGAGUGAGGUCUAUAAGGUUGUUGUGACUGGAAAGGAUGAUAAGGAAAAGUCCUUCGAUGUCCAUGUCAUCAUCAAAACAACUCCAAAGUCUAUCGCCCGUCGCAAAACUUUUCGAUCUGCAGACUUCUUCAGAAAUGAAAUUAACUUCUACAAUUGUGUCAUAUCCAAAUUCAUUGAAUUCCAAUCGAUCAAAAAAGAUGCAAAAUAUCCAUUUAAUGAAAUGUCAACGUGCCUUGUAUCCCACGUCGACGGUGAAAAUGACUUUCUAGUUAUGGAGAAUUUAAACAUGUGCGGCUAUCACACAACAUCCCGUCAACAAGCGAUGGACAUUAAUUUAUGUCGUUUGAUAAUGCAAACGCUUGGCAGAUUCCAUGGAUUGUCGUUUAUCAUUCGCGAUCAAAGUCCACAAUUGUUUGAUGAAAUGGCAGCGUCACUUGAGGAAACUUACUAUUCAGCUAGACUUAAGCCUUGGUAUAAUAAUUUUAUCAAUACGCAAAUUGAUAUUGCAAUGGAUGCAGUUUCUAAGAUUUAUGGAGGAACUGAAGUUGAGGCGAAGGCGAAGAAGUUUUUGACUGAAGGAAGUUUAUUUGAUAAAAUGGUUAAGCUGACGCACACUACUAAUCGGUAUAGUGUCCUUGGACAUGGCGAUUGCUGGACACCAAACUUCCUCAUUCACUCAAUUAAUACAAAUGGAAAAGAAAUUCCAGUCAAGGCAAAAAUGAUUGAUUUUCAACUUUCAAGAUAUGCAUCGCCAGCCUUGGACAUAACAUUCUUCUUGUAUUCAUGCACCAGUGAGGAACUUAGAGUUCAGUAUUAUAAUGACUUGAUGAAGACUUAUCACACUAAUUUGUGUGAGAUUAUUAGAGAUUUUGGAUCUAAUCCUGAGUUUUUGUUUCCUUAUUCGGCAUUGGAGAACGAAAUGAAACAAUUUGGAAGGUUCGGAGUCGGAAUGGGCAUCGAAUCAAUUCCAUUUAGUCUUAUGGAUGACAGUGACACUGCUGAUUUAGACAAGAUUCAAGGAGAAAAUGCAGUUCCGAUUACCGACAUUUGGAUAUUGAAGCGACUCGAGAAUGAAAAUGAUCAAAGAAGAUUGGCUGAUGUCUUCAAGCAUGCAGUUGAUUUUGAAGCUAUUCAAGCUAAAAUCAUGGAAACUGAACAUUGUAGGAUAUGCUUCACUGAUAGAGAUGACUUGACAGAAAUUUGUGAUGAAAUUAAAGAAACUUUUUAUUCAUUAACAAAUAUUCAUCUCAUCAAUUCUGAAGUUCACUCAAGCUACAUCUGUCGAGAAUGCAAAGACAAGCUUGAAUCAACAAGGGAUUAUGUCAAGCUUUUAGCAGAAAAUGAGAUGCAAUUAAGAAAUAAGUUUUCUAUUGAUAAUUCACUAUUAAUUGAAGAUCAUCAAACUUCUUCAUAUUAUCCUCAAAUCAAGACUGAAAAUGUUGAGCAUAAAGUUGUGAGGAAUCAAGGUUCAAACAUUCCAAACCAUAAAAUAAAGGCACAAAAGCGAACAUACCAGCAAAUGAGUGAAAACGUAGGAACUAGAUCUUCUAGAAAUUUCGUAGAAUCUGUCUAUUUAAAUGAGUAUGGAAAUGAAGAUACCAUCGACGAUGUAGAAUUGAGUCCUGAAAAUGAAAGCAUCAAUGAUCAAGAAAAUUCAUUAAACAUGGAAAUGAUUGAUAACAUAAAUGAUUUAGAAGAUGCCAAAAAUGUUUUCAGAUUAAUGUUCAAUGAGAUUCGAGAUCUUAAGCCUCAAGAGCUCAAAACUUCAAAAGUUGCAGUUCAUAAACCAACUCCUCAAAUUAGUUCAGUCGAUGGUUCAAAUAUUGAAAUUAUGAAAAUCACAAACAUGUACGAAUUUGAAGGAUUUAUCAAAAAAAUCAAUAAAGAUUCAGCUUAUCGCCAAGAGCUGAUUAAUCGCUGGAAGAACUUGACAAACAAUACACGCCAAACACAAGUGAAUGCAAAAGCUUAUAACAUCCUUAAUGAAUUGUUCGAAAGAGAUUUUCUAGUAUCAAGUGUCCGUUGGGGUCAGCCAUUUGAAAAGGACAAAAUACGAAGUGAUCAAUUGUAUCUUAAACUUCAGGAUGAAUUUAAUGACAUAAUUUUAAAUGUUUAUGAAUUGGAAAGAUCAAAAGAUUCACUUGAACAUAUAGGAAAGAUAUUCAAGAACGUAUUUAAUAAUAAAGUUAGACGUGAAGAGAGAAAUAACGAACAAGUUCAUUCAGGCUUACAAGUGGCUUUUAAUCCAAGGACAAGAUUAAAGCUCAAUAAUACCAAAGAACACUCAAAUGUCAUUUGUCAAGAAUGUAGAAUCAAGCUACAAUCAACAAGACAAUACAUUAGACUUUUAACAGAAAAUGAAACCCGAUUAAUGAAUCAUGCUUCUACUGACAAUGCACAAUUAAGUGAUGAUAACAAAAUUUUCUCAUAUUUUCCUGAGAUUAAAAUUGAAAAUGAUGAGUUUGAGUUUGAAAGUAAUCAAAUAAGUUUAGGUCCAUUAGCAAAAGAGCUCAAACUUAAAAGUAAUCGAGGGAGAAAGCGAAAAAGUACAGAAUCUACUGAAGAAUCUCCAAAGAAACAAAAAGUUAAGAAAUUAAAAAUUUUAAAAGAUAAAGUUCCAAAAAUAAACAAAAAAUCACCUAAACCUUGCCAAGAAAUAUCCAACAAUAAAGCAAUCAAAGUUAAAUCUUCCAAAACCAAAGAUUCAGAUCGAAAAUCCUCAAAGUCUAGCAUUAAACAAGACAAACCAAUUAAACAACUUCAAUCAAAGGCAAAGGUUGAAUCUGACUCUCCAAAUGAAGACUUGUCCCAUCUCCAAAAGACAAAAAACGGCAAAAUCAUCUGCCAGGACUGCAACCGUCCAAUUCUCAAAUCAAACUACAAGGAUCACAUCAACCAAAAGCAUGUUGGCAAUAACAUCUUUAUUUGUGAUUUAUGUCACAAAAAAUUUCAUCGAAAAAACUCUCUCGAGUGCCACAUGUACGUCCAUCUCAAAAUUAAACCUUAUACAUGUCCAGAAAAUUGUGGAAAGUCAUUUUACAGCAAGCAUGGACUUUACUUCCAUUACAAGAUGCAUCAUCAACCAAUUAAUGAAUUUAUUUGUGAGAUCUGUGCUAAAAGUUUUAAACAAAGUCAUUUGCUGCAGGAACACAUUGAUGCUAAGCACAGUGGUGUUAGAUAUAAAUGCAAAUAUGAAGGAUGUGGGAAUCAAUACAAUACAAAUGCAGGACUUAAGAAGCAUAUAAUUAGCAUUCAUGAAUGUAAAAUCGUUCCUUGUGAGUUUUGUGGUGAAUUAUUUCGAACUGGAUUUUCACUUUAUCAGCAUGUGAGGAUCAAUCAUAAGGAAAGGAAAUUUGUGUGUGAAUAUGAAGGAUGUGAUAAGAAAUUUGUGAUUAGAACUCAUUAUAGAGAUCAUCUGAAGAUGCACACUGGGAAAAAAGAUUUUAUUUGUAAACUUUGUGAUGCCAGUUAUCAUAAAAAGAGGAAUUUGACACGUCACGUUGAGGUUGUUCAUCAAAAAUCGAGAUUUUAUUGUCAGGUUGAUGGAUGUAAUGCAGCUCUUUGUAAUAAGGAUAAUUAUAGAGCACAUCUGAGAAAAGUUCAUUCAAAUCAUUCAGACAUAAAAAAUUUAUUGGCUGAUAUGGCUAAAAUGAAGCCAGUGUAUUUAGAAAAUUUUGAAAAUAUGGAUGAAAAGAUUGAGGAACAGAGCUAG
Chironomus riparius is the source of this 4134-nucleotide messenger RNA. Lineage: Eukaryota; Metazoa; Arthropoda; Insecta; Diptera; Chironomidae. The record is from the annotation of a GenBank genome assembly.